AUUUGAUCUUGACUACAUAAGAUAAAGUAUCUUAUAUUUGGGCGUCACUGAAAUCGAACUUCAGUGUUUAGUUGAUAUCAUUGUUUGCUAAAAUGCAGGUGUUAGUCGGAAUAAUAUUCCUAUUAGUAAGCCUAUCUAGCUGCGUAUUAUCAGUGCCAGUACCUGAUACUGCAGAUUCAGCGAGAAUAGUGAAUGGCUAUGAAGUAGAUAUAACUGAAGUGCCGUAUCAAGCAGCUAUUAAGAAGAAAGUUUUGUCAGGAUGGGCUCAUAUGUGUGGUGCAGUUGUGGUCAGCUCUAGAGGUAUACUGACUGCUGCCCAUUGCGCUGUAUCCUACGUCUCACAGCCUUCGGAUAUUCGAGUCACUGUGGGAACCUCUCAUCGUGUUUCUGGAGGCAAGAACUACGAUGUGUCAGUUGUCUACGUCCACGAACAGUACUCCUCAACGACUCUGGAGCACGACAUAGCGUUGUUAGGAACUGCUAAAUACAUUGAAUUUGGUCAGACUGUGUCUCCGGUAAAUAUUGCCUCCCAGCAUUUUGUUCUGCCAAUCGGAACUGGUGCUGUGGUAUCCGGAUUUGGAACUACUUCGUAUGAGGGCCCAACAUCAGAUGUGCUACGUGCGACACGCGUCAGCAUCAUCGCUCAAUCAGUGUGCACUCGCGCAUACCUGCGUAUCGCGGCUAUUGGAUCAGGGAUGGUCUGCGCCAGUGGAGUCGACCCUGCCCGGGACGCCUGUCAAGGUGACUCCGGCGGCCCACUGGUGGUCGGAAGCCACGUAGUAGGGAUUGUCUCCUGGGGCGAAGGAUGCGCGAACCCCAGCUACCCUGGCGUGUACACUAGAGUCUCUGAAUAUAGCUCAUGGAUAGGGCAAAGGAUAAGUCUUCUGUAUUGAUGCUGGUAAUUUAUGAUCUGAUGUUAUGUUAGAAAUUUAAGAAACUCUGUGGUUACCGAGAAAUAUGUAACUGUUGGAGGUAUUUUUCAUCCACCCCACCAACCUAUGUUUAUAUAUUUUUCUAUAUUUUGGAGGUCGCUUACAAAGCUGGAUGUCGUAACCAGUUUUUCUUCAGGGAGUUACUGCCUUUCUGUCCUCCAUAAUAAAAUAAUAAGGAGUAUGGCAUACAAUGAUCACCGUAUUUUUUGGAAACCAGAGAGA
This is a messenger RNA of Helicoverpa armigera (cotton bollworm), 1154 nucleotides long. RefSeq names its product trypsin-3. Lineage: Eukaryota; Metazoa; Arthropoda; Insecta; Lepidoptera; Noctuidae. Gene Ontology annotation, biological process: proteolysis. The transcript is spliced from 4 exons. The record is from RefSeq and is a predicted model, not a curated record. Gene Ontology annotation, molecular function: serine-type endopeptidase activity. Bases 93 to 893 code for a protein of 266 amino acids.